This is a messenger RNA of Clarias gariepinus (North African catfish), 2599 nucleotides long. RefSeq names its product sterol 26-hydroxylase, mitochondrial-like. Gene Ontology annotation, biological process: cellular response to peptide hormone stimulus; cholesterol metabolic process; glucocorticoid biosynthetic process. The record is from RefSeq and is a predicted model, not a curated record. The transcript is spliced from 9 exons. NCBI's taxonomy places the organism in Eukaryota, Metazoa, Chordata, Actinopteri, Siluriformes, Clariidae. Gene Ontology annotation, cellular component: mitochondrial inner membrane. The coding region runs from base 380 to 1954 and encodes 524 amino acids. Gene Ontology annotation, molecular function: oxidoreductase activity, acting on paired donors, with incorporation or reduction of molecular oxygen; iron ion binding; monooxygenase activity.
UAGUUUUUCACACCACUGUAUAUAUUUAAGUUAGAUUGAGCUGUGUGAGGAUUUUUUUACAUUUCAGAUUUUAAUGAUUUUAGAAAUAAAUCUGAAAUGUUGCCUUUUUACUUGGUUAGCAUUUAUAAGUGCAAAUUUUGCAUAAUUUAUUUUUUAUUGCCAUCUGUUCAUGUGGUAAACUGUACUGUGAGCAGUUUGUCAAUAAACAAAUAAUGAUCUGGUAUCAAAGUUCAAGCGUGCUCUUAUGCCACUAUCUUUUUAUAGCAGUUUGUGUUCUGUUUAGUGAAAAGUUAACCGUCCAGUUAACUGUUGUCCUUCGUAUUUUUUUCUGCACGUGAAACACAAGCUGUUGUUUUUAUAGUCAGGUCCUACUCUACUAAUGGCAGGACGUCUUGCGCUGCGCUCAGCUGAAACGAUGGCUGUUCGUGUGUUCCUUAGGUCCACCACGGUCAAUCUGGACUUAAGGAGAAGUGUAGGUGAAAGUGCUACAGCUUCUGUCCCUCCUGGCAGCAUCAAGACUGAGGCUGACCUCCCUGAGGUCACUCUUCCCACAAUCCUGUACAGGUGGAUCUUUAAAGGCUACUACAAACGCACACAUGAGUUGCAGAUGUAUGAAAAGCAGCUUUAUGGCCCCAUGUAUAAAUUAAGAGCCGGCAAAAGCCACAAAAUUGUGCUGAAUAAUGCAGAGCUGCUGGAGGAGCUGAUGAGGAAAGAUGAUAAAUUCCCUAGCAGAGGAGACAUGACUAUCUGGACUGAAUACCGAGAUAUGAACGAUUUGGGUUACGGUCCUGCAACUGAAGAAGGAGAGAAAUGGUACAAACUCAGAUCUGUGCUGAACAAACGUAUGCUGCAUCCAAAGGACUCUGUAAAGUAUGAGAAUGUGGUUAAUGAAGUGGUCACAGAUUUUAUCAAACGGAUAUGCCAUUUACGCAAGAUGAGCUCCAGUGGAGACCUGGUACCCAACAUGUCCAAUGAGCUGUACCGCUUCUCUCUAGAAGGAAUCUCCCGCAUACUCUUUGAGACACGUAUUGGCUGUCUUGAGAAUGAGAUUCCAGCAGAGACUCAAAACUUCAUUGACUCCAUUGGCCAGAUGUUAACUUAUACUAUGGCUGUGACUAUUUUACCUCAGUGGACUCGCAAUUAUUUGCCUUUCUGGCGACGUUACAUAAGUGGAUGGGAGGGGAUCUUUAGAUUUGCCUGCAAGCUGAUUGACAGGAAGAUGGAGGACAUUCAGAAGCACCUAGAUGCAGGAAGUCAGGAAGUUGCAGGACAGUAUCUCAGCUACCUGCUUUCCAGCACCAACAUGAGUAAAAAGGAUGUGUAUGGAAGUGUAACUGAACUGCUCCUGGCAGGAGUGGAUACAACAUCCAAUACUAUGAUGUGGGUUUUGUACCUGCUGUCACAAAAUCCAAAGACACAGAACACACUGUAUCAGGAGGUGAAUAACAUCAUCAAAGGGGACAAAAUUCCAACAGCUGAGGACAUAAACAACAUGCCAUACCUUAAGGCUGUCAUCAAGGAGACUCUAAGAAUGUACCCAGUUGUUCCUGCGAAUGGACGCAUUUUAUCAGAAAAUGACAUGGUUAUUGGAGGACACUUCUUUCCUAAGAAGACCACGUUUAUAAUGCAGCAUUAUGCAAUCUCUCACGAUGGGAACAUAUUCCCUGAACCAAGACUCUUCAAGCCUGAACGCUGGUUACGAGAUGGGAGGGAGCGACCUACCCCAUUCGGAUCCAUUCCUUUUGGGUUUGGAGUGAGAGGGUGUGUUGGUAAACGCAUUGCUGAACUGGAGAUGCACUUAGCUUUGGCAAGGAUAGUAAAGCUGUUUGAAGUCAAGCUGGAUCCUAAUGUGGGAGAGAUUAAAGCUCUCAGCCGUACUGUGCUUGUGGCAGACAGAACUGUCAACUUUCAUCUUUUGGAGCGAAAACACGUAGCCACUGAAAGAUGCUCUUAGUUUUAAGCUCCACCAAAUAAAGUCUCUGAAGACGUUCAUACAGCCUUAAAAAAAAAAAAACCAAACAAUUACAAUGUAGUGCUUUGAUUAUUCUAUAACGUUAAACUGUGCCAGUGCCGUUAAAUGUUGAUUCUUGACUGAAAGUGACUAAAAGCACAGAAACUUUUACGUCACCUGUAGGAAACUUUAUCUCAGUCAUGUAUCUGUAAGUGCACUUUGUAACCUCAUGGGUGUGUAUUGCUGCAAAAAUGUAUAGCAUAUGCUUUAUAAAUUUCUGUUAGUAUGCGCAGACAAUUCAAGAAAACAAAGUUUUCUUAGCAGUUUUACUACAUUACGGUGUGUAAUAAACAUUCUGUUUAAAAAAAAAGUACAUAGCAUCAAUGACAUUGUGCUUAACAUUUAGACAUGUGUGUGAACAGUGUUGAAGGGCUCAGAGAAGUUACAGUGUGUUUUGUAUGAACCUAAAGCAGGCUUAUGGUGCGGCAACAGAUUGCGAGUGAUUGUCAUAUUUUCGGGACUACUUUUCCCAUUCAUAUACAAACGUACAGCGUGCAGAUGGGUCUUGUCUAAAAAUAAAAAUAAUAAAAAUGAAAUUAAAAAGUAGAUAUUUUACAUUUAUUUUUUCUUUGUAACCAACAUAGUUAU